CAGUUUAAGUGUAUUCCUGAUCAAACGGUUGUCGAGAUGUCGCUCGCCAGAAUCUACGGAAUGCAGGCCCGGCUGCGGACACAUUUGCAAAGCGGUGUCGUGAAACUGUCCACAAGAGUUCCUCCAGCUCAGCAGCUAGAAAGUGUUCCACGGCGGUACAUCGCCUCGGGGCUCGUGCUGCACGACAAGCUAGCACCGAAAGCUGUCCCAAAGCACGACUGGAAUCGGGCCGUUAGUGAGGCGGAAAAGAUCGUUGGCUAUCCGACAUCGUUCCUGAGCCUUCGGUGGCUGUUAAGCGAUGAAAUUGCAAACGUAGCGCUACACCUCAGGAAGCUGGUCGGCAGCAAUCAUCCACUGCUUCGAACGGCCAAAAUCCUAAUCUACAAUGGCAAAAACAACAUGCAAGCGUGGGGACUGAUCGUUCUACUCAUCUCGAAAGCGGUCGGACAUGCGCCAACCGUACCGGACCUGGAGCAGGACAAAAGUGCCGGCGUGCUUCAAUCGCAGCGCGGACUGGCGGAAAUUACGGAAAUGAUUCGUACCGCGCAUCUCGUCCACCAGGGGCUGGUCAAUCUGCAACCGCUGGACGGUGCCGGCAACGAGCUGGGCAACGAUAGCGACACGAUCUUCGGCAACAAGAUUGCUCUGCUGAGCGGAGACUAUCUACUCGGCAAUGCUUGCCUACAGCUGGCGGGUCUUCGCAAUCAACCACUGAUCGAGCUCAUCUCGUCGGCCGUGCGUGAUUUGGCUGAGUCAAACUUUUUCGGCGAACGAGACCAGCAAAACAAUCCACUUCCAUCGCGUCCACUAGAAUCGCCGGUAGCUGCCGGUAGCAGUGGAACGAAUGUGGACCUAAGCUUCGGAGAUAUGAUCGAUAAUACGCAACCGCUUAGUUUGGCGGGUGUGAUGGGCAAUCCGGAGAAGGAGUGGGCCCUGCGGCACAUACUCGGCGCGGGCAGUUUGCUCGGGAAAAGCUGUCAAGGUGCGAUGAUGCUGGCGGGACAGCCGGAAGCGCUGCAACGACGAGGUUACAUGUUUGGGAAGCAUCUUUCCCUGGCGUGGCAGGCCUGUAUCGAUCUGGAACCGUUCAACAGCGAUCAACUUCCAUCCGGUGGAAAAUUCAGCUUAGUAUCCGCACCGGUUCUCUUCCAUCUCGAUCACGAUCCUACGCUGUACAGUGAAAUUGAAAAGGGACUAGUUUCGGUCGAUAACGUGGACUUUGCCAAGCUACACGCGGAAGUUCUCAAAGGACCCGGCCUCGAGCGGACACGGGCGCUGCAGAAAAAGCACAGCCUAGCGGCGAUGGACGUACUGAACGAGUUGCCCCCAUCGGAUGCACGAACCGCGCUGCAAAACAUUAUCCUUGCCAUGCAGGACAUCUAGCGCACGGGUAUCGUACGAACGUGCGCUAAACGACGCAUCACGACUCCCGUCUUUUCAAGGGCUCUUUUCGUUGGCGCUAGCGGAAAAGAGCUUCGCUGAGGUGGAUAGUAGGAGUCGGAUGACUGAAGAUGACUGUUAGCGAAAAGGAAAAGCUAAUGUGCUACUACAGCAAAACGUACCAUUCCGUCCAGAGUGUGAAUUUUUAGGUGGUUAGAAUGUGGAAGAGAUGCGCUUUCCGCGUGAGGGAAGCUAGUUAAUUGAAAGCUACUUGAUAAGAAAAGUAGAUGCAUCACUCUCACUCCUUGUUAGCUAGAGAACGAAUCCUUGUUUCCUGAUUUAAUGGCAUUGUUGCAUGAGCGCUAGUAUCGUUUAAUUUAGUAAAAGUCGGUAGAGCAAUGUUGAAGAAAGCAUCUGUUAGCAGACAAAGCAGCACAAUCCUUGUAUAGAUUUGUAAAAAUUGUAAAACAAUCAACCGUAAGGCUUUUGGCGAACACACAAUUCAGAGGGGAAAACGGUUAGGGUGAGAUAAGUGGAUGACGUUGCACACUAGUUAAAUGGCGGUUCACUGUUUUUAGCUGUUAGGACAAAUCGUACUCGGUCCAGCGGACCUUAAUAACGCUAAGUCGGGUUGGGGUUGUGUUUUGUUAUGGUUAUGUUUCUGUUUCCAUCUUUCUCCUUGCUUGCGCGCGAUACCAUUACCACUGUCGUUUACGCUCGUGCGUGACACAUCUUCGUUAUAAUGUAGUUAACUUAAUUUAAAACACUGUUGUUGAAAGGUUGAUAAACUUAACAAAACCCAA
Anopheles stephensi (Asian malaria mosquito) is the source of this 2183-nucleotide messenger RNA. RefSeq names its product decaprenyl-diphosphate synthase subunit 2-like. The transcript has 3 exons. Gene Ontology annotation, biological process: ubiquinone biosynthetic process; isoprenoid biosynthetic process. Lineage: Eukaryota; Metazoa; Arthropoda; Insecta; Diptera; Culicidae. The record is from RefSeq and is a predicted model, not a curated record. Bases 37 to 1383 code for a protein of 448 amino acids. Gene Ontology annotation, cellular component: transferase complex; mitochondrion. Gene Ontology annotation, molecular function: prenyltransferase activity.